Molecule: messenger RNA, 3106 nt
Organism: Eleginops maclovinus (Patagonian blennie)
Lineage: Eukaryota; Metazoa; Chordata; Actinopteri; Perciformes; Eleginopidae
Gene: serinc3
Product: serine incorporator 1
Exons: 10
Coding region: 211-1656 (481 amino acids)
Cellular component (GO): membrane
Source: RefSeq, a predicted model, not a curated record
CCGGCAGCCACACACACAGAGCGCUAUUGAGGAUUUACAUGACACAUUGAGCUGCUUUAACUGUCAAUGUUGUGUCCUGGGCUGCCUCACAGUGAUUUUAGCUGCUUUGUUUUUAACAUCCACCCUGGAGGGACAGAGGAGGAGUAACGGGAGGAAAACGUGGGAUUUACGGACUGUCCGCUCCUGUAACGGUACUGAAAGUGUUCAGAUAUGGGAGCUGUUCUGGGAGCCUUCUCCCUGGCAAGCUGUCUGCCGUGCCUGUGCAGCAGUGCCACCUGUCUGCUGUGCAGCUGCUGUCCCAGCACCAGGAACUCCACGGUGACCCGGAUCAUCUACGCCUGCAUCCUGCUGCUGGGGACCAUCGUGGCCUGCAUCAUGCUGUCCCCGGGGGUCGAUCAGCAGCUUAAAAGGAUCCCAGGUUUCUGUGAAGACGGGGCCGGCUCCUCUAUCCCCGGGAUGCAGGCCGAUGUGAACUGUGAGAUGUUCGUGGGCUACAAGGCAGUGUACCGCAUCUGCUUCGGCAUGAGCAUGUGGUUCCUGGGGUUUUCCAUCCUAAUGGUUGACAUCAAGAACAGCACAGACCCCCGUGCUGCCAUCCACAACGGAUUCUGGUUCUUUAAGUUUGCUGCCCUGGUGGCAGUUACAGUCGGUGCCUUUUAUAUUCCAGACGGGCCUUUCACCUACACGUGGUUUGUCGUGGGCUCUGGGGGAGCUUUCUGCUUCAUCCUGAUCCAGCUGGUGCUGCUGGUGGACUUCGCCCACUCAUGGAACGAGUCCUGGGUGGAGAAGAUGGAGACCGGCAGCUCCAGGUGCUGGUACGCAGCUUUGCUGGUGGUCACACUCAUCAACUACAUCCUGUCCUUUGCUGCUGUGGUGCUGUUCUUCAUCUUCUACACCCAGCCUGAUGGAUGCUCCAUCAACAAGUUCUUCAUCAGCUUCAACUUGUUGUUCUGCCUCGUGGCCUCCGUCCUCUCUGUGCUGCCUCAGGUUCAGGAGUCCCAGACACGUUCAGGCCUUCUGCAGUCCUCCAUCAUCACCCUGUACACCAUGUAUCUGACCUGGUCCGCCAUGACCAAUGAACCUGAUCGAGAGUGUAACCCCAGCCUGUUGAGCAUCUUCCAGCAGAUAGCAGUGCCCACCCUGGCCCCUCUGGAGAUGGAGAACCAGACAGCUGUGCUGAUCCUCGGCCCAGACACAGAGGAACCCGUCCUCACGUCCCCCUACCUGCAGUGGUGGGACGCCCAGAGCAUCGUGGGGCUCGCCAUCUUCGUCCUGUGCAUCCUCUACUCAAGCAUUCGGUCGUCCAGCACCAGCCAGGUGAACAAGCUGACCAUGGCCUCCAAAGACUCUGCCACCCUUGCGGAGGAGGGCAGCAGCUCUGACCUCUCCGAGGAGUCCACGGGGCCCCGGCGGGUGGAGGAUAACGAGCGGGACCUGGUCCAGUACAGCUACUCCUUCUUCCACUUCAUGCUCUUCCUUGCCUCCCUGUACAUCAUGAUGACCCUCACCAACUGGUACAGCCCUGAUGCAGACUACGCAGUCACCAGCAGCUGGCCAGCGGUGUGGGUGAAGAUCACCUCCAGCUGGGUGUGUUUGGCCCUGUACGUGUGGACCCUGGUGGCCCCCAUGAUCCUCACCAACAGAGACUUCAGCUGAUCUCCAAACUCUGACUACAUUGCCUCCAUCUUACUUUCAAAAUGCACUCACAAUUUAUCCUUUGGGCUUGAGAUUAGUUUCACUAUUUAAAGGGGGCCUUAUUAUAAUAUUAUAAUGACAUCACUAUUUAUCACUCAGGCUUCUAUUGGCUGGCACUCCAACACAUUGUACAUGAUAGAAUAAGUGGCGGGACAUCUCUAAGCGGUAGACCAAUCAGAGCAGACUGGGCUCUGGUUUCAGACAGAGGGUGAAAAGAGGUGCUGCAGCACAGGCAGUAUGAGAAAAAGAAAGAGCUUUAUGAACAUUAAAGUAUGGAGACAUGUCCCAGUAGAGGCUCUACAUACUGAUAUGAACCAGAACAUGAGCAUAAUAUGUCCUCUUUAAUAAAGUUUAGUCAGGUCUAGUUCAUAAGGGUGGCUUUAGGUAUAUACUGUAGUGAUUUCAUACCUAAGACAUCCAAGGACAAUCACACACAGACUCUGAAGCACAACAUUUCUCUCUUUAGUUUGUGUUACCUUAUCUUUAUUGGGGUUCAGGUCCAAAGUCACAUUCUAAUCACAUGCUCUUAAUAUGAAUGUAUGCUGUAACUGUAACACAUAUUAGUUACAUUUAAUCAAAUAGUUUCUACAUUGCAUAAAAAGAUGAAUGUAUUACUGUGUUAAUAAUGAACUGCACUCGGUUCCUUGCUAUGCCUUCCAAUGUCUUAUGUCUGUGAAAUGUUUCCGAUAUGUGGAAAUAUUAGAGUAUUAUGUGUAAUGUAGUGAAGAGUGCUGAUAAACGUGACACACUCUGCAAUAUGACUUCAAGUCAAUUUAAGUGUCAGCCAAACAUUUAUGGACCAAGAUAUUUUUUAAUGUUUAUUUAUCUUUAAGGUGUGAUCGCUUCAGGGUGUAAAAUAAAUCCUUACAAUGGCACAACUGCACUCAUCUCACCAUCAAAGGAUGUAUGUUUAAAGCUGAUAUUAUUUUCUGUGCAUCAUUGUUCGACUCUUAAUGUAUGGAGUAGCUGUAAUGUUAUGUAAAUUAUGAUCUAACCUGUAAGAAUGUCAUUGUUUUAAUCCAAGCUGUGUUUUGUAAAGAGUUUCAGGGAGUGCUAAAUGAAAAGUUUUAUAUGUUAAGACUGAUUUAAACCAAAUGCCUUGUAAACCCAAGAGAUUAACUGGAUGUGAGUUCUAAUCUCAUUUCUGUUCUACUCAAUAUUCAAAACAGAUUUUUGAUGUGCAAAACUGUUAUCAUAAAUUCCUUUUUGCACCAUGUUAUCAUUUUUUAUGAUCAAUAAAAUGUAAUCAUUCUCGUCUCUUUUAAAUGAUCAUCAAUAGUCAAUAAAACUGAGAAUGCAGGGUCUGUUUUGUUAUAAUUUAGCAGGGCAGUUUGGCUUUUAACAAAGCUGUCUACAUGGAAACGCUGUUUAACAUUUAUUGUGCAAACACUGUAAAAUAAUAAAAGCAGUU